CUUUGUCCGUGGUGAGAUCUGUGGUGUUCUAAAAUAAUAAUAAAGCGACGCCCCGCCAGCUUUGUAUACUUACCCUACUACCGAGCACCUUGGAACCUUGAUUCAUUUAAACAUCUACUCGGUAAUUCCUUGUCCAUUCCCUGACGUGAUAAAAUUCUAGAGGACUGCUCUGGUGUAACCAAAAUGGGCCUACUUGUGCUCGCUACGGCCGCGGCGCUGGUGUCCUACCUGAUAAUACUAUCAAUAUAUCGUCUAACCCUGCACCCACUGGCCAAAUAUCCUGGUCCCAAAUUCGCCGCUAUCACCAACUGGUAUGCGGCACUUUACAUAUGGAGGGGCGAUAUGCAUAUAACGCAUCAGGCCUGGCAUGAGCAAUACGGAGACACCGUCCGAGCAGGCCCAAAUACUCUCUACUUCAAUAGCCCGUCCGCGAUGGCGGGUAUAUACUCGGUAGGAGCGAAUGUGCGAAAGCCCGAUGCCUGGGUGGCGUUUAGUCCCAGCCGUCGAAGUGGAAAUAUUCUGAGUACAGUGGAUAAGACAGUCCAUGCAUUCAAACGCCGGGCAAUUGGGCCGGUCUUCUCAGACCGCGGGCUGCAGCAGUUGGAGGGCAGGAUACUGGCGAAUGUCCAGCGCUUCACUGCGCGUCUGCAAGUGCCAGACGAGAUAGUACCGAAACCUGCACAGGAGGAUACGGAUUCCGAGAAGGGGAAGCAGGGUAAUGACGCCUGGGGCCCUAAGCAAGAUAUGGCGCUGCUCUGCGAACGGCUUGCCUUUGAUGUAAUCAGUGAUAUCGUAUAUGGAAAGCGUCUGGACAUGUUAGAGACACCGGGGAUGCGGUGGAUUACUGACGCGUACACGGCGAUGUCGCGGCGAAGUUCGAUGUCACUCACGCAGCCCAAGUUGUACGAGUGGAAACUCGACCAGAUCUUCCUUUCGGCUGCGUAUCGGGAUAUCAUCCGCACCGGGACCUACACGUAUAAUAGGGUUAAGGCUCGUGUGGCCCAAGGAAGAAAGGAAACAAACCGAGACCUGUUUGAUUCCUUGAUGGAGGCCCAGGAUCACAAGCGUGGUCUAGAAUACAGAACGAAGGACCUCUGGAUCGAGUCAAUGCUGCUACUCACUGCAGGUGCUGAUACCACAUCAACAACCAUGUCCGCCGCCAUAUUCUAUCUCCUACAUAAUCCAGCAGCCUUAGCCCGCGCCAUUUCCGAAGUCCGACAGACCUUUAAAACCGCAGACGAAAUCCAAAGGAUCACCCAGGUAAACGACUGCAAGUUCUUCCAGGCCUGUAUAAAUGAAGCCCUGCGACUAGCCCCCGCCGUACCUCUGGCCUCUCUCAGAGCUGUCGAAAAGGGCGGUUUGACGCUGGGUGGUGAACAUAUCCCGGAAGGCACUAUCGUGGGAACCUCACUGUACACCAUGCAGAGAAACCCGGCGUACUUCGACCAGCCUAACAGUUUCCGGCCCGAGCGGUGGUUCGUAGAUCCAGCUACGGGGGUGACGGAGGAGAGCGUCAACAUGACGCAUAAGGCAUUCGCACCUUUUGGCGUUGGGCCGCGGCAGUGCGUUGGGUGGAGGUUGGGCUGGUUGGAACUGAAUGUGACCCUUGCGCGGACGUUAUUUCUGUAUAAUCUGCGUCUGGCGCCUGGUGCGCCUUGCUGUUCUAGAAGGAUAUCCGGGGAGGAGUGUGAGUAUAGUACGAAGGCGUGGUCAGUUAUGGCUGGGGAGGGGCCUGUUGUUCAGUUCCGCAGGGCUGGCCCUGAGACUGCUUAUUGA
Molecule: messenger RNA, 1776 nt
Organism: Aspergillus versicolor CBS 583.65
Lineage: Eukaryota; Fungi; Ascomycota; Eurotiomycetes; Eurotiales; Aspergillaceae
Product: cytochrome P450
Exons: 5
Coding region: 184-1776 (530 amino acids)
Molecular function (GO): heme binding; monooxygenase activity; iron ion binding
Source: RefSeq, a predicted model, not a curated record